AGCAGGGCUUAGAUGUGUUAUCAAUGGAAUGGAGUGUGCACUCAGAUGAUUCACGAGAUGCAAGAGUUGAAACAGAGGUGCUUGACAUGCUACAACCUCACAAGAAUUUAAAAGAGCUUCAUAUCAAAGGCUACCUUGGUACAAUAUUUCCGACUUGGAUAGGAGAUCCUUUGUUCUCCAAUAUGGCUCACCUAAGUUUAAACAAUUGUGGAAAUUGUACAUUCUUGCCACCACUCGAACAACUGCUCUCCCUUAAAAAGCUUUUCAUUAGAGGUAUGAGUGCACUAAAGCAUGUCGGUUGUGAGUUUUAUGGGCAGGGUGGUGCCAAACCUUUUCCAUUACUAGAGACUUUAAGCUUUAAGGAUAUGCCGGAAUGGGAGUAUUGGUAUACUUUUGAAGAUAAGGAAGUUCAACCAUUUACUCAUGUUAUUGAGCUCUCCAUCAAAAAUUGUCCUAAACUUCUUAAAAUGCUGCCCAAUGAUCUACCUUGUUUGAAUAAUCUAGAUAUUACGGGGUGCCCGCAAUUCCUAGUUGAAGUUUCCAACCUUGUCCUCCCGUCACUCACAUCCCUGGUUAUGAAUGAUGUCCCUCUUACAAGCCUUCAAGUGGUCCUUGGGACGAGGAACAUGGUUGAUGAUGAAGUGAUGUUGGCAAAUGCAAAGUCUAAGCAUCCGAGUUCAAUAACUUCCUUAAGCAUUGGGAUGAUUAAGAAACUCGAGCUCUUGCCGAAAUGGGUUACUCAUGGGCUGAUGGAACUCAAAGCAUUAGAGAUCACAAGCUGUGAAGAACUCAAGACACUGUGGAAGAAUGAGGCAAGAGUGCAACACAGUCUCCCUACAUUCCGAUGUUUGAAAAUUAAAGGUUGCCCCCAGCUUGUUUCAUUGUUUGAAGAAGAUGAGGAUGAAGAAAACAAAGGGCAACAUGAGCAGCAGUAGCAGCAACGAGAGGGACUCCCUUGCAUAGUGGGGAGG
This is a messenger RNA of Camellia sinensis, 971 nucleotides long. Lineage: Eukaryota; Viridiplantae; Streptophyta; Magnoliopsida; Ericales; Theaceae. The record is from RefSeq and is a predicted model, not a curated record.